UCUUCUGCAGUUUUGAUCAAGAGAUGGUCUCCUUAUGGUGUCUAAUAGUAACUGAAUUAUACUUAUUCCAUUCAAUUGAAGGACAGGCUAAUGGAGAUGUAAGACUAGUUGAUACUCAUCAAACUAGAGGAGGAGGAGGAGGAGGGAGGCUAGAGAUAUUCAUUAAUAAUGAGUGGGGAACAGUUUGUAAAGAUCAGUUUGGUAUCAGAGAAGGUAAUGUGGUAUGCAAUCAACUUGGAUACAUCAGUGCAGUCAAUGUGGGCAUUGUCAAAAGAUUAGGCUAUGAGUAUGGUAAUGAGUCACAGUCAAUUCAUCUUGAUGAUGUACAGUGCACUCAUGGAAUGAGACACAUACUGUCAUGCAACUAUAUAUCAGGCAGUGGUGACUGUGAUCAUUUUGGAGAUGUUGCUGUGAUAUGCAAUACAACAGGUUACUAUUCAGUAGGUGAGUAUGAUGGAAUGGUUAGACUAAGAGGAGGCUCUAUACAAUCAGAAGGACUAGUUGAGGUCUAUUGCAACGGUGAGUGGGGCACAGUCUGUGAUGAUCAGUUUGGACCUAAUGAAGCUGACACCGUCUGCAGACAACUGGGAUAUACUAGCUCCUUAUAUGGGCGUAUAAACGGACUGAUAGGGAGUGAGUCACAGUCUAUUUGGUUUGAUGAUGUAGUGUGUCCAUUGGAGUCCUCUUGUUUGAAUGACUGCAAGACUUGUCCAACCACUGAGUAUCAUGACUGCACUCACAAGGAAGAUGUUACCAUCCGCUGCACUUAUGAUACUAGUGUACAGUUAUAUGGUGACAACAAGACAUGUAGAAACAUAGGUGUUGGUUCUGGAGGAUUGAGUGGUGGUAUUAUUGCUGGUAUAGUAAUAGCGGUCUCACUGCUGCUGUGCUGUUGCCUAGCAACACUGUUUGUAAUACUACUAACAAUCAGUGUGAUGAGGAGGAGGAGAGAGAGAGAGGAAACGAAAGAAAAUGAAGAACACACCAAAUCACGAGAAGAGACUCCUCUAGAGGAAACAAUCAUAAAAUCAACUGAAGUAUUGACACCUCAUGGAGCGAGGACUCUGCCCACUCAUAAUUAUGAUGUACCAAUAUUCAAAGAGGAGGAGGGGCCAGUAUAUGAAACAAUACCAAAUGAGGGGGGAGGAGCUAAUUAUUACUAUCGUGACACAGUUCUCUAUGAUAAGCAGGAUACACCUGGUGUCAUUUAUAUCCAACCACCAACAGUCACCACUCCUUCUGUCAGUGAGAAACCGUUCCCAGCCAUGCCUCCUCUUAAAAAAGAAUAAUUAAAAACAAAACAACAAUAAUAAUAAUAAUUAUAAAUUUUGUAGUACAGAGACAGUUAAUUGUUA
Molecule: messenger RNA, 1355 nt
Organism: Amphimedon queenslandica
Lineage: Eukaryota; Metazoa; Porifera; Demospongiae; Haplosclerida; Niphatidae
Product: scavenger receptor cysteine-rich type 1 protein M160-like
Exons: 7
Coding region: 24-1289 (421 amino acids)
Cellular component (GO): membrane
Source: RefSeq, a predicted model, not a curated record